Molecule: messenger RNA, 2987 nt
Organism: Daphnia magna
Lineage: Eukaryota; Metazoa; Arthropoda; Branchiopoda; Diplostraca; Daphniidae
Product: apolipoprotein D-like
Exons: 9
Coding region: 1849-2511 (220 amino acids)
Molecular function (GO): pigment binding
Source: RefSeq, a predicted model, not a curated record
UCAUUAUUUUGGCAUGUGCUGGACUGACGUGUACUGUUCAAUUGAAGAUUGCCAAAGUGAUGAGCCAUUCAGGCAGAACCUAAACCUCCAUCUUGUUUUUCUUUGUCUCCUGAAAAUGGCGGACAGAAGAAAAAGAAUAUUUCGUGUGUUUGCUAUUCGAGUGUCGUCAUACUGUGAACAUUUUUGUGAAAUAAACUGUUGCCGCCACGAUCCCGCCCCGACAAGUUGCAGACUAUUGAAACAAAAAAGACCCCGUAGGAUAUUACAAGGAAAAGGUUUUUCCUUGCUCUUCAAUGGGGGGGCUGCUGGACACACGUCAACGGGGCGGCGGCGGCAAAUCGUGAGCAACGAAAAAUAUAAAAGAAAAGAAAAAAAAAAGAUUGCCUCCUUUAUUGGGGGAUUCGACGACAAACAUCGACUCGUGCCACGAAGUGACACCGAAAAACACUUUGAAGGAGGACAACAACAAAGGGAAAAAGUUUGUCUUUCUUGCGUGGGGUGUGUGUUUAAUAUCAGUGAAGAGACUUAAUCAGUUGGGCGUAUUUCACGCGGGAGCAACGUGCCGAAACCGCACUCGCAUAAGGAAAAAAAUAAAAAGAAAAAAAAAAAUCUCCUGACUUUGCGGUGGUGGCUGUGAAAGACGGGCCAGUACGGCACAACGAAGAUGGUUCGUGAAAGGUUGCCUCUCUUCUUUCUUUUUUUUUUUCGCUUGUACUUUUAUAUAACCUCGUUCGAGUUUGCGUGCGUGACAACAACUCAAAAGAGAUGUUGGAGACGGAAUUUCUCUUAUGGCAAUGAAGAAGAAUAAAAAGGACGACGAUGGAAUGCCUGUUGUCUCUCACGUCGGGAACAAACACGAAACCGAACAACAGCACAACAACGAAGCGAAGAAAAAAGAGAAAAGAGACACACAGAGAGACGACAUUUUACGGGGCAUUCGUGAGUCGCAUCUACUUUGACGCUAAUGUUACGGAAAAGCCUUGCAGCACGCUGACGACUCGAAUUCAAAAUAAAGCGAACGCAAAAGUUUUCAGGGCGCUAAAGAAUGACUCUUUUCUCUAUCCUUUCUCAUCUGCUGCUGUUGAUGGCGGAGAGCGGCGCUGUGGACGGCCUUGGCAAGCGGACGUCUCGACGUUUUUUGGCUUGUCGAUGAAGGUGCGCGGUGGACUGACUGUGAGCAGAUAGUUACGACGCGACCAUCCGGAUUUCCCUCGUAGAUAUACGCACACACCAUCUCACCGAUUGUGAGCUUUUUAUAUGCCUGUCCAAAAUGAACGGGGAAAACCGUCUCUGACGGACCGAAAAAAGAAAAUGUCGGCAGAGAAAUUCUUAGAAAUUUCAUCAUCUUUUUUUUUCCUUUUUCUCAUCUACUUUUACUUCCUUCCAAUUCGUUUUUUUUUUCAAUUCUUCUUUAUUGUUGUUGCACACAGUAUAUAUUGUAAUGGUUACUCAACCAACCUACAAUGCUGUAAAAUGUUGUGGACAAUCGUUGCAUGUUUCGGUUAGCGCUCCGGUUAAGUUGGAACGUCCGUCCCUCAAAAAUAAAAAAUAAAAUGUUUAUCUGCUCCGGCGUAUAUAAAACUGAGUGAGACAGGAUUCAGUCGGGCACACUUGAAACGGAGCUAUAGAGAGAAAAAAAAAUAUAUAAAAAUCAAGAGUCGGGCUACAGACCAAACACAGAGAGUUUGACGUUGGCCAAACAGGACUGAGAGCUAUCACGCUGUGUUGGUAUCAGUAGGUAACAUCACGUUACGUCAAUCUAAAACGUCCACUUUGCAUUUAUCGGAUUAUCGUCUUCUGUACACCACCAAUAUAUUGGCUUUGACCGUUUUUUUGUGUGUGGAAAGAAUGUUAUCCGAUAGCUUUUACCUCGUUUUCGUAACGGCGAUCGUCUUGUCGCAUCGGGUGGAAACGCAGGUGACGUUCGAUGGAGCGUGCCCCAAACUUGACGUUGUUGGCGAUUUUGACCUACACAGGUAUCUUGGCUUGUGGUACGAGAUCGAAAGCUAUCCAGCCGUCUUCAGCUCGUUCGCUAGUUGCACGACAGCCAACUAUUCUUUACUGCCUGAUGGCAACGUGCGAGUCAUCAACCGCAGUUUCAACACCAGUUCGAAAGGUUUCGACAUGGUCGACGGUACGGCCCGGCUCAUCGAACCGCUGAAAAGGCAGGCUAAACUGGGCGUCGUCUUUCCCGCCACUCGGUUCAGCCGUCCCGUUCCAGACGACGGCAACUAUUGGGUGCUGGACACGGAUUAUACCAACUACUCGAUCGUGUGGUCAUGCGCAAAUUUCAACGACAAAAGCUUUCAAUUCCUUUGGCAUCUGAAUCGUCGUAGGCAACCAUCGCAAUCCGCAUUGGCUUUUGUUGGUCAUCGCAUCGAUUCGUUUGGUUUGGAACGAAAGUUUCUUCAAACAGCAGAGCAACGCAACUGCCCCGAAUCAAGCGAAACAUCCUCAAUGCGACCAGUUCGUCAACCGAGUCCCACUCGGUCGAGUUACUACGGAAAAUAAAAUAAAUCUUUCAACUGAAAUAGUUUGUUGAGGGGGGGAAGGAAGAGGGUGGAUUGUUGUCCCCAGCUCUCGUUACUUCCCUGUCUCUGUCUGUCUCUCUCGUUUGUCUUCCGCACCUGCCUCUAAAACCAACUUCAAACAAGCGUGUGUUUUCGAAACGGGCACAUGCUGCUGAUGAGUGACGUGCCGCCUUAUCGGAUUAUCGAUUUUCAGGGUGGUUCCCCUGCUCUGUUGCUGCCUUGAUUCUGCACGUCCGCUUGUGGUUGGCCCCACAGUUAGAUAUCGGUGGUUUGCAUCACGCCAGUCCAUUAGUUGACACAGGGCACUCUCUUUUCUCUUGGCCUAUUGUAUUUCCUACGGCCCGCCAAACUUUAAGUGAUGGAUGACUCUUUAUUUUAGCCACACCAACCCAUUUUUGUAUUCAACCACAUCCAUGAGAGCUACAUAAUAAAUAUCACGAACUCAGUAACAAAAGA